AUGAGGGGCCCGCCCCCCCCCCCUCCCACCGCCCCCCCCCACUCCCCGGCGGCCUCCGCGGAGCACGAGGACCGGAACCCCCAAAAUGAAAGUGGAUCGACGAAACUGAAGAAAACCCCCACGGAGGCGCCCGCCGACUGCCGGGCCCUCAUCGAGAAUAGCUGCAGCGAUGAACAGCUGGUGACAGAACUGCAGCAGAUCAAGACAUGGAACAUUGGCAAGUGCGAGCUGUACCACUGGGUGGACCUGCUGGACCGCUUCGACGCGCUGCUGGCCGAGGCGGGCCGGCCGGUGGAGGCCAUGAGCUGGAUGCUGGCCUGCGACCGGCCCGAGCGCCAGCCCCUCAAGGCCCUGCUGCUGGCCCUGCUCAACUUCACCGCCCUGCUCAUCGAGUACAGCUUCUCCCGCCACCUCUACAGCUCCAUCGAGCACCUGACCACGCUGCUGGCCUCCUCGGACAUGCACGUGGUGCUGGCCGUGCUCAACCUGCUCUACGUGUUCAGCAAACGCUCCAACUACAUCACCCGCCUGGGCUCCGAGCGCCGCGGGCCCCUGCUGGCCCGCCUGCAGCACUUGGCUGAGAGCUGGGGUGGAAAGGAGAAUGGAUUUGGGCUGGCUGAGUGCUGCAGGGACCUGCACAUGAUGAAAUACCCCCCCAGUGCCACCACGCUGCACUUCGAGUUCUACGCCGAGCCGGGCGUCGAGGUGAAGGUGGACAAGAGGGCCACCAGCACCACCCUGCACUACAUCCACAUCGAGCAGCUGGACAAGAUCUCAGAGAGCCCCUCGGAGAUCAUGGAGUCCCUGACCAAGAUGUACAGCAUCCCCAAGGACAAGCAGAUGCUGCUGUUCACCCAUAUCCGCCUGGCCCACGGCUUCUCCAACCACAAGAAGCGGCUGCAGGCGGUGCAGGCGCGGCUCCACGCCAUCUCCAUCCUGGUGUACUCCAACGCGCUGCAGGAGUCGGCCAACAGCAUCCUGUACAACGGGCUGAUCGAGGAGCUGGUGGAUGUGCUGCAGAUCACCGACAAGCAGCUGAUGGACAUCAAGGCGGCCUCCCUGCGGACGCUGACGUCCAUCGUGCACCUGGAGCGGACGCCCAAGCUCAGCAGCAUCAUCGACUGCACCGGCACCGCCUCCUACCACGGCUUCCUGCCCGUGCUGGUGCGCAACUGCAUCCAGGCCAUGAUCGACCCAUCCAUGGAGCCCUACCCCCACCAGUUUGCCACGGCGCUCUUCUCCUUCCUGUACCACCUGGCCAGCUACGACGCGGGCGGCGAGGCGCUGGUGUCGUGCGGCAUGAUGGAGGCGCUGCUCAAGGUUAUCAAGUUCCUGGGGGACGAGCAGGACCAGAUCACGUUUGUCACGCGGGCGGUGCGGGUGGUGGAUCUCAUCACCAACCUGGACAUGGCUGCCUUCCAGUCACACAGCGGGCUGUCCAUCUUCAUCUACCGCCUCGAGCACGAGGUGGACCUGUGCCGCCGCGAGUGUCCCUUCGUCAUCAAGCCCAAAGUGCAGCGCCCGCCCGCUGCCACCCUGCCCGAGGGCGAGGACAUGGAGACAGACAUGGAGGUGACCGACGUGGCCAUGGAGAGCAGCCCAGGCCCCUCGGCCGAAGUCCGGCAGGACCCAGUGCCACCAACCCCACCAGCUGUGCCCAGCACCAGCGCUGCCACCCCCUCCCCACGUGGUGGAGUGCAGUGCAUCCCCCAGCGCGCCGCUUUGCUCAAAUCCAUGCUGAACUUCCUGAAAAAAGCCAUCCAAGACCCCGCCUUCUCCGACGGCAUCCGGCACGUGAUGGACGGCUCGCUGCCCACCUCGCUGAAGCACAUCAUCAGCAACGCCGAGUACUACGGCCCCUCGCUGUUCCUGCUGGCGACCGAGGUGGUGACGGUCUUCGUGUUCCAGGAGCCCUCGCUGCUGUCCUCGCUGCAGGACAACGGCCUCACCGACGUCAUGCUGCACGCCCUGCUCAUCAAGGACGUGCCAGCCACGCGGGAGGUGCUGGGCUCUCUGCCCAACGUGUUCAGCGCGCUGUGCCUGAACGCGCGGGGGCUGCAGAGCUUCGUGCAGUGCCAGCCCUUCGAGCGCCUCUUCAAGGUGCUGCUGUCCCCCGACUACCUGCCCGCCAUGCGCCGCCGCCGCAGCUCCGACCCCCUGGGUGACACAGCCUCCAACCUGGGCAGCGCCGUGGACGAGCUGAUGCGACACCAGCCCACGCUCAAGACCGACGCCACCACCGCCAUCAUCAAGCUGCUGGAGGAGAUCUGCAGCCUGGGCCGGGACCCCAAGUACAUCUGCCAGAAGCCGUCGAUGCAGAAGGCGGACGGGACGGCGGCCACGCCGCCCCCGCGCUCGCCCCACGCCGCCGAGGAGGCCUCGAGCGAGGAUGAGGAGGAGGAGGAAGUGCAGGCCAUGCAGAGCUUCGGGGCUGCCCAGCAGAGCGAGGCAGAGCCCAGCCAGACCGUGGUGGGCACGGAGGAACGCAUCCCCAUCCCGCUCAUGGACUACAUCCUCAACGUGAUGAAGUUCGUGGAGUCCAUCCUGAGCAACAACACCACGGACGAUCACUGCCAGGAGUUCGUGGCCCAGCGGGGGCUGCGGCCGCUCGUCACCAUCCUGGGGCUGCCCAACCUGCCCGUGGACUUCCCCACCUCUGCAGCCUGCCAGGCCGUGGCUGGGGUCUGCAAAUCCAUCCUGACUCUCUCCCACGAGCCCAAGGUGCUGCAGGAGGGGCUGGUGCAGCUCGAGGCCGUGCUCUCGGCCCUGGAGCCGCUGCACCGGCCCAUCGAGGCCCCGGGGGGGUCGGUGCUGCUGCGGGAGCUGGCGGGGGCGGGGGCAGUGCCCGAUGCCACCCUGUCAGCCCAGGCCACCCCCCUGCUGCACGCCCUGACCGCCGCCCACGCCUUCAUCAUGAUGUUUGUGCACACCUGCAGGGUGGGACAGAGCGAGAUCAGGGCCAUCUCAGUGAACCAGUGGGGGUCCCAGCUGGGGCUGAGCGUGCUGGGCAAGCUGAGCCAGCUCUACUGCUCGCUGGUGUGGGAGAGCACCGUGCUGCUGUCCCUCUGCACCCCCAACAGUCUCCCCCCAGGCUGUGAGUUUGGCCAGGCUGACAUGCAGAAACUCGUGCCCAAGGAGGAGAAAACGGCGCCCAGCCCUCCCCAGGGCGGCCGCAGGGCAGAAGGCGAGGCCGAGGGCCCGGGCCCUGCAGGGGGGGUGGGCAGUGACCCCCCCCCAGCCCAGGGGCUGCUGGAGGGGAUGGGGCUGGAGGGGGAGCCCCUGGCCCCCAUGGAGACGGACGAGCCCAGCGCCAGCGACCCCAAAGCCAAGGCCAAGAUCACCCCGGCCAUGGCCGCCCGCAUCAAACAGAUCAAACCCCUGCUCUCCGCCUCAUCGCGGCUGGGCCGGGCUCUGGCCGAGCUCUUUGGGCUGCUGGUCAAGCUCUGCGUGGGCUCCCCGGUGCGGCAGCGCCGCAGCCACCACGCCGCCGCCGCCGCCCCCGCGCCCACCGCGGCCGCCCGCGCCACGGCCUCGGCGCUGACCCGGCUGCUGACCAAGGGGCUGAGCUGGCAACCGCCCCCCUACACCCCAACGCCACGGUUCCGGCUGACGUUCUUCAUCUGCUCGGUGGGGUUCACGUCGCCCAUGCUGUUCGACGAGCGCAAGUUCCCCUAUCACCUCAUGCUGCAGAAAUUCCUCUGCUCCGGUGGCCACAACGCCCUCUUCGAGACCUUUAACUGGGCGCUGUCCAUGGGGGGCAAGGUGCCUGUUGGGGAGGGUCUGGAGCACCCCGACCUGCCGGACGGCACCGGGGAGUUCCUGGACGCGUGGCUGAUGCUGGUGGAGAAGAUGGUGAACCCCAGCACGGUGCUGGAGUCCCCCCAUGCCCUGCCUGCCAAGGCCCCCCACAUGGACACCCGCCCCUUCAGCGCCCUGCGCUUCCUCGUGGUCACCCAGAAGGCCGCGUUCGCCUGCAUCAAGCAGCUGUGGCAGCGGCGGCCGCUGAAGGUGUACGGGGGCCGCAUGGCCGAGUCCAUGCUGGCCAUCCUGUGCCACAUCCUGCGCGCGGAGCCGCUGCUGCGCGAGCGCCUGGGCCGCGAGCGAGAGGGACCCGCGCCCGACGAGCCCGGGGGCGACGAGGGGGGAGCCCGCAGGGAGCCCCACGUCAACCAGCAGCAGCUGCAGCAGCUGAUGGACAUGGGUUUCUCACGGGAGCACGCCAUGGAGGCCCUGCUCAACACCAACACCAUGGAGCAGGCCACGGAGUACCUGCUCACCCACCCACCCCCACUCAUGGGGGGCUCUGCACGGGACCUGAGCAUGUCAGAGGAGGAUCAGAUGAUGAGAGCCAUCGCCAUGUCCCUGGGCCAGGACAUCCCCAUGGAGCAGCGCGCCGAGUCCCCAGAGGAGGCCGCGUGCCGCAAGGAGGAGGAGGAGCGGCGGGCACGGGAGCGGCAGGAGGAGGAGGAGGCCAAGUGCCUGGAGAAGUUCGAGGGGGCCGAGCCGCUGGAGGCGGCCGAGCUCGGCGCCUUCACGGACUCGAUGCUGCCGGGCUGCUCUCAGCUGCUGGACGAGCUGCCCGACACCGUGUACCGCGUGUGCGACCUGCUGAUGACGGCCGUGCGCCGCAACGGCCCGGCCUACCGCGACAGCGUGCUCAAACAGGUGGUGCAGCAGGUGUGGGAGGCAGCCGAUGUCCUGAUCAAGGCGGCCGUGCCGCUGACCACCAGCGACACCAAGACGGUGUCGGAGUGGAUCAGCCAAAUGGCCACCCUGCCCCAGGCCUCCAACCUGGCCACGCGCAUCCUGCUGCUCACCCUGCUCUUCGAGGAGCUGAAGCUGCCCUGUGCCCGCGUGGUGGAGUCCAGCUGCGUGCUGGACGUGCUGAUCAAGCUGCUGGAGGUGGUGCAGCCCUGCCUGCAGGCUGCCAAGGAGCACAAGGAGGUGCAGACCCCCAAGUGGAUCACCCCUGUGCUGCUGCUGAUUGAUUUCUAUGAGAAGACGGCUGUGUCCUCCAAGCGCCGCGCGCAGAUGAACAAGUACCUGCAGGCCACUGGGAACAACUGGCGCUGGUUUGACGACCGCUCCGGCCGCUGGUGCAGCUACAGCGCCAGCAACAACAGCACCAUCGACGCGGCCUGGAGAGCCGGGGAGCCCAGCGUGCGCUUCACGGCCGGCAGGCGGCGCUACACCGUGCAGUUCACCACCAUGGUGCAGGUGAACGAGGAGACCGGGAACCGGCGCCCGGUGAUGCUGACGCUGCUGAGACCCCCCCGGGCCGGGAAGGGCCGUGACGAGGGGGGGGCCGAGGACCCCGAGGGGAAGGGCAAGGACGAGACCCCCGCUCCAGACCCCCCUUCUACAGACGAAGACCCCCCUUCCACCACCACAACCACCACCAGCACCACCAGCACCACCACCACUCCCACCGCCCCCUGCCCGUCCCCUCCCUGCCCCACUCCCACCCCCGAGGAGCCGCGGGACGACCCCGGCGCCGACGCCGAGGCUCCGGUGCGGGGCCUGGCGGAGGAGGCGGUGCCGGCCGUGCUGCGGGCGUGCGUCAGCAUGCUGGGGGUGCCCGUGGACCCCGACACGCUGCACGCCACGCUGCGCCUGUGCCUGCGCCUGACGCGGCAGCACAAGCACGCGCUGCUGUUCGCCGAGCUGCGCUCCACGCGCACCAUCCUGGCGCUCACGCAGAGCUCCGGCUUCACCGGCUUCACGCCGCUCGUCACGCUGCUCUUCCGGCACAUCAUCGAGGAUCCCUGCACGCUGAGGCACACCAUGGAGAAGGUGGUUCGCUCAGCAGCCACGAGCGGGGCGGGCAGCACCACCUCGGGGGUGGUUUCUGGCAGCCUGGGCUCUCGGGAGGUGAAUUACAUCCUGCGGGUGCUGGGCCCCGCCGCCUGCCGCAGCCCCAACGUCUUCACCGAGGUGGCCACGGGCUGCAUCCGCAUCGCCCUGCCCGCGCCGCGCGGCUCCGGCACCGCCUCUGACGACGAGUUUGAGAACCUGCGGAUCAAGGGCCCCAACGCGGUGCAGCUGGUGAAGACCACGCCGGCCAAGGCGGCCGCGCUGCCGCCCAUCCCGACCAUCCGGGACGUCAUCUACGACAUGCUCAACGCCCUGGCUGCCUACCACGCUCCUGACGAGGGUGACAAGGGGGACCCCAAGAGCGCGGCGCCCAGCGAGGUGAGCCAGCUGCUGUCGGACAUUGGGGACGACAUGUACCAGCAGUACCGCAGCCUCACCCGCCCGCCCGCCGACUUCGACCCCCCUGCCGGCUUCGCCAUCAACGCCCAGGUUUUUGCUGCUGACGGAGCCGCGGCUGAGACGCCGCCCUCGGGAACGCCCCAGGGAGAAGCGUCCAGCCCCGAGGAGGGCCGCGAGGGCCGCAAGGAGAAGGAGGGGGAGCGCGGCGAGGAGCGGGGCCGGGCGCGGGGCUCCAAGCCCCUGAUGCCAACCUCGACCAUCCUGCGGCUGCUGGCAGAGCUGGUGCGCUCCUACGUGGGCAUCGCCGCGCUGAUCGCCAACUACAGCUACAGCGUGGGGCCAUCCGAGCUUAUCAAGGAGGACUGCAGCGUGCUGGCCUUUGUCCUGGACCACCUGCUGCCGCACCAGCAGAACGCCGAGGACAAGGACACGCCGGCGCUGGCGCGGCUCUUCCUGGCCAGCCUGGCCGCGGCCGGGCAGCGGCACCGAUGCCCAGGUGGCCUGGUGAACGAGGUCAAGGCCGCCCUCGGGCGCGCCCUGGCCAUGGCCGAGAGCACCGAGAAACACGCCAGGCUCCAGGCCGUCAUGUGCAUCAUCAGCACCAUCAUGGAGUCGUGCCCGUCCACCUCGAGCUUCUACAGCAGCGCGGCCAAGCCGCCGCACAACGGCAUGAACAACAUCAUCCGCCUGUUCCUCAAGAAGGGGCUGGUCAACGACCUGGCCCGCGUGCCCCACAGCCUCGACCUGUCCAGCCCCAACAUGGCCAACACGGUGAACGCGGCGCUGAAGCCGCUGGAGACGCUGUCGCGCAUCGUGAACCAGCCCAGCGGGCUCUUCGGGGCCAAGGGCUCCUCCAGCAAGAGCAAGGCCGAGGGCAACGGGGGCGCCCGCGAGGCGGGGGCUGCACCCCCCGAUGGAGGGGACCCCGGGGACCCUGAGCCCCCCGAGGAGGACGCGGAGGCCGCUCAGGCCGAGGCGGCCGACGGGGACAUGGACGGCGAGGCCGAGGGGGACGCGGUGGUGCUGGCCGGGCAGCCCGAGGGGCUCAGCACGCAGGAGAUGCAGGUGGAGAACGAGCUGGAGGAUCUGAUUGAUGAACUGCUGGAGAGGGACGGGGCCGACGGCAACAGCGCCAUCAUCGCCGCUCGGCCCGAGGACGAGUCCCAGGAGGACGUUCUGAUGGACGAGGCUCCGUCCAACCUGAGCCAGGCCUCGACGCUGCAGGCCAACCGUGAGGAUUCCAUGAACAUCCUGGACCCCGAGGAUGAGGAGGAGCACACGCAGGAGGAAGACAGCAGCGGCAGCAACGAGGACGAGGACGACAGCCAGGACGAGGAGGAGGAGGAGGAAGAGGAGGAUGAGGAUGAUCAGGACGAUGAGGAGGGUGAGGAAGGUGAGGAGGAGGAGGAUGACGAUGAUGGCUCGGAGAUGGAGCUGGAUGAAGAUUACCCCGACAUGAACGCCUCGCCCCUCGUGCGCUUCGAGCGCUUCGACCGCGAAGACGACCUCAUCAUCGAGUUCGACAACAUGUUCUCCAGCCCCACCGACAUCCCUCCGUCCCCCGGGAACAUCCCGGCCAGCCACCCUCUGCUGGUGCGGCACGCGGAGCACGGGGGGCUGGGGCUGGGCGCCGGCCCGGGGGGCGCCCGCCUGGCGCAGGGGCUGGGCCGGAGCCAACGCACGCUGCGGCAGCUGACGGCCAACGCCGGGCACACCAUCCACGUGCACUACCCGGGGGCACGGCAGCCCAACCCGCCCCUCAUCCUGCAGCGUGUCACCUCUGUGUCCCCUCUCAGUGACACCCCUGUGUCUCCUGUCAUUGGGAUCAGCCUCCCCGAGGGCGUGGACCCCUCCUUCCUGGCGGCGUUGCCCGAUGACAUCAGGCGGGAGGUGCUGCAGAACCAGCUGGGGAUCCGCCCACCCGCGCGGGCCCCGCCCGCCGCCAGCCCCGCCCCGCCCGUGGUGGCCAAUCCCGGCCUGACCGAGGUCAGCCCCGAGUUCCUGGCGGCGCUGCCCCCGCCAUCCAGGAGGAGGUGCUGGCGCAGCAGCGGGGCGGAGCAGCAGCGGCGGGAGCUGGCUCAGGCCACGGGCUCGGACGCGCCCAUGGACCCGGUGACGUUCAUCCAGACGCUGCCGUCGGAGCUGCGGCGCUCGGUGCUGGAGGACAUGGAGGACUCGGUGCUGGCCGUGAUGCCGCCGGACAUCGCGGCCGAGGCGCAGGCGCUGCGGCGCGAGCAGGAGGCGCGGCAGCGGCAGCUCAUGCACGAGCGCCUCUUCGGCCACUCCAGCACCUCGGCGCUCUCGGCCAUCCUGCGCAGCCCAGCGUUCACCAGCCGGCUCAGCGGCAACCGGGGCGUUCAGUACACGCGGCUGGCGGUGCAGAGAGGGGGCACCUUCCACGUGGGGGGGCACCGGCACCCACAGCCGGCGGGCAGCAGCGUGGACAGCCUCCUCCGCCUCCGUGGGCGUCUCCUGCUGGACCACGAGGCUCUGUCCUGCCUGCUGGUGCUGCUGUUUGUGGACGAGCCCAAGCUGAACACGAGCCGCCUGCACCGCGUCCUGCGCAACCUCUGCUACCACGCUCCCACGCGGGGCUGGGUGGUGCGCAGCCUCCUGUCCAUCCUGCAGCGCAGCAGCGAGAGCGAGCUGUGCCUCGAGACCCCUCGCGGCACCCCCGGCCCGGGCACGGAGGAGCGGCCGCGGGGCCGCGGAGGCGGCGGAGGCCGCGCCGGGCCCGGCUCGGCCGCGGAGCCGCGCGGGCUGGACCUGCUGCACCGCAUGGAGUCGCGCAGCUCCGGGCAGCUCUCGUGGCUCUCGGUGUCCAUGGACGCCGCCUUGGGCUGCAGGACCAACAUCUUCCAGAUCCAGCGCGUGCCCGGGCGCAAGCACACGGAGAAACACGCGGCGGCCGCCGGCUCCGCCGUGCACAUCCACCCGCCCGCGCCCGUGGUGUGCCGGCACGUGCUGGACACCCUCAUCCAGCUGGCCAAGGUCUUCCCCAGCCACUUCACCCAACAACGAGGCCGAGACCCUGCCACCGACCCGGAGCGCGACCGCGGCCCCCCCAAAUCCGGGGGCAGCCCUUGCCCCCCCCAGUCCCAAUCCGGCUCGCUGUCCACCGAUUUUUGGGACCUGCUGGUCAAGCUGGACAACAUGAACGUGAGCCGGAAGGGGAAGGGGUCGGCGCGGGCGGGGGGCGGCGGCGGGGGUCCCGAGCCCGAGGCGGGCCGGGGGGGGGGGCUGGAGGCGUCGCCCCUGGGGCAGCUGAUGAACAUGCUGUCGCACGGCGUCAUCCGGCGCAGCCCCCUCCUCACCGAGAAGCUGCUGCGCCUCCUGUCCCUCAUCUCCAUCGCCCUCCCCGAGGGGGCAAGGCCGGCGAGGGGGGGGCGGCAGCGCCCCAGAACGGAGCCCCCGCCCCCCCCGCGCCCGCCCCGCCCGCUGCAGGGGGGGGGACAGGACGGCGACGGGGACAGGGGCUGGGGACAGCGCCCGGGAGCCCCCCGGGACAGGGGGGAAACGGAGGAGGAGGAGGAGGAGCGGGCCGCGGCUGGAGGAACUGCGGCCCCUGCCAAGAGCUCCAAGUCCCCUGCCAAGGUCCCCGAGGGUGGCUCCGACCCCCGGCUGGCGGCCACGGGCCUGACCGAGAGCCAGCUCCAGCUCUCCGUGGAGGUGCUGACGUCGCACUCGUGCUCGGAGGAGGGGCUGGAGGACGCGGCCAAUGUCCUGCUGCAGCUGUCGCGGGGGGACGCGGGGACGAGGGACACGGUGCUGCGGCUGCUGCUCAGCGGGGCCCGGCAGCUGGGGGGGGCCCUGUGCCGCCAGAUCGGGACGCUGCUGGCCGAGCUCCGUGAGUACAACCUGGAGCAGCAGCGGCGGGGCGCAGCUCGAGGCGCCGUCCCCCGAGGGGCUCCCCGAGGAGCAGCCCCCCAGCGCAAGCUCAAGGGCAAAAUGCAGAGCCGGUUCGACACGGCCGAGAGCGUGGUCAUCGUGGCGUCGCAGAAGCGCGCCCUGGGCGGGCGGGAGCUGCAGCUGCCCUCCAUGUCCGUGCUGACCUCCAAGACGUCCACGCAGCGCUUCUUCCUGCGCGUGCUGCAGGUCAUCAUCCAGCUGCGCGACGACACGCGCCGGGCGCACCGCAAGGCCAAGCAGCCCGGCCGGCUGGGCGCCGCGGGGCUGGGGGCGGCCGGCAGCAUCCAGGCCGCCGUCCGGCAGCUGGAGGCCGAGGCCGACGCCAUCAUACAAAUGGUACGUGAGGGCCAGAGGGCCCGGAGGCGGCAGCAGGGAGACACGUCGGAGGCCGGGCCCGCGGACGCCGUCCCCCGGCGCGAGGAGUCGCCCAUGGACGUGGACCAGCCCUCGCCCGCGGCGCAGGACGUGGGCCCCGAGGCCGCGCAGGGCGGUGACCGGGACAGGGACAGGGACAGGGAGGAGCGGCCCCCGGAGCUGCCCCUGCUGAGCGAGCAGCUGAGCCUGGACGAGCUGUGGGACAUGCUGGGAGAGUGCCUCAAGGAGCUCGAGGAGUCCCACGACCAGCACGCCGUGCUCGUUCUGCAGCCGGCCGUCGAGGCGUUUUUCCUGGUGCACGCCACGGAGCGCGAGAGCCGCCCGCCGGUGCGGGACACGCGGGAGAGCCAGCUGGCACACAUCAAGGACGAGCCGCCGCCGCUGUCCCCCGCGCCCCUCACCCCUGCCACCCCCUCCGCCCUGGACCCCUUCUUCUCCCGGGAGCCCUCGGCCAUGCACAUCUCGGCCAGCCUGCCCCCGGACACGCAGAAAUUCCUGCGCUUCGCCGAGACCCACCGGACGGUGCUGAACCAGAUCCUGCGGCAAUCCACCACUCACCUGGCCGACGGCCCCUUCGCCGUGCUGGUCGAUUACAUCCGCGUGCUGGACUUCGACGUCAAGCGCAAGUAUUUCAGGCAGGAGCUGGAGCGCCUGGACGAGGGGCUGCGCAAGGAGGACAUGGCCGUGCACGUGCGGCGCGAUCACGUCUUCGAGGACUCGUACCGGGAGCUGCACCGCAAAUCCCCCGAGGAGAUGAAAAACCGACUGUACAUCGUGUUCGAGGGCGAGGAGGGCCAGGACGCCGGCGGGCUGCUGCGGGAGUGGUACAUGAUCAUCUCCCGCGAGAUGUUCAACCCCAUGUACGCCCUGUUCCGCACGUCGCCCGGCGACCGCGUCACCUACACCAUCAACCCCUCGUCCCACUGCAACCCCAACCACCUGAGCUACUUCAAGUUCGUGGGCAGGAUCGUGGCCAAGGCCGUCUACGACAACCGGCUGCUGGAGUGCUACUUCACGCGCUCCUUCUACAAACACAUCCUGGGCAAGUCCGUGCGGUACACGGACAUGGAGAGCGAGGACUAUCACUUCUACCAGGGCCUCGUGUACCUGCUGGAGAACGACGUCUCCACGCUGGGCUACGACCUCACCUUCAGCACUGAGGUGCAGGAAUUUGGGGUGUGCGAGGUGCGGGACCUGAAGCCCAACGGGGCCAACGUGCUGGUGACGGAGGAGAACAAGAAGGAGUACGUGCACCUCGUGUGCCAGAUGCGCAUGACCGGAGCCAUCAGGAAGCAGCUGGCGGCGUUCCUGGAAGGUUUCUACGAGAUCAUCCCCAAGCGCCUCAUCUCCAUCUUCACGGAGCAGGAGCUGGAGCUGCUCAUCUCGGGGCUGCCCACCAUCGACAUCGACGACCUCAAGGCCAACACCGAGUACCACAAGUACCAGGGCAACUCCAUCCAGAUCCAGUGGUUCUGGCGUGCCCUGCGCUCCUUCGACCAGGCCGACCGCGCCAAGUUCCUGCAGUUCGUGACGGGCACGUCCAAGGUGCCCCUGCAGGGAUUCGCCGCCCUCGAGGGCAUGAACGGCAUCCAGAAAUUCCAGAUCCACCGCGACGACCGCUCCACCGACCGGCUGCCCUCGGCACACACCUGCUUCAACCAGCUGGACCUGCCGGCCUACGAGAGCUACGAGAAGCUGCGGCACAUGCUGCUGCUGGCCAUCCAGGAGUGCUCCGAGGGCUUCGGCCUGGCCUAGGGGGGCCGCGCCGGCCCCCCCGCAGGGGCUCUAUAAAUAUAUAUAUAUUUUUUGGUUC
Messenger RNA from Melospiza melodia melodia, 12310 nucleotides. Its product is annotated as E3 ubiquitin-protein ligase HUWE1-like. The record is from RefSeq and is a predicted model, not a curated record. Gene Ontology annotation, cellular component: nucleus; Golgi membrane; cytoplasm. Gene Ontology annotation, biological process: membrane fusion; protein polyubiquitination; base-excision repair. Gene Ontology annotation, molecular function: ubiquitin protein ligase activity; zinc ion binding; protein binding. Lineage: Eukaryota; Metazoa; Chordata; Aves; Passeriformes; Passerellidae.